CCAAAUCCAGCUGACACAGAGGGAAGAAUAUCACACUGCACAAAAAGGCAGAAGGAAGUUUGAACAUUCUCCUGCUGGGAGCAGAAGCAGCAGUGAAGAAGUAUUUGAAUCCUCACUGUAUAAAACCGAUCAACUUCAGGUGGAGAGCUGCUUAUAAAAUCUCCAGUUGUCAUGGCUCCCAGCUUGUCACAGGCAUACAGGAGGAGGUGGUGGAUGGCCAUCACAGCCAUCAUAGAGAACCUGCUCUUCUCUGCUGUUCUGCUGGGCUGGGCUUCACUACUCAUCAUGCUGAAGAAGGAAGGCUUCUACUCUCAUCUUUGCACUGAAAAUGAGACUGCUGACAACAACAUGACUUCCAUGCAGAGCAGUGAUUGGCAGAGUUGUGUGGAGCAGGAGGAGAUGUUGAAUCUUGGCUUCACCAUCGGAUCCUUCCUCCUGAGUGCAGCCACGUUACCCCUGGGUAUCUUGAUGGACAGAUACGGGCCACGACCACUGAGACUCAUUGGCAGUUCAUGUUUCGCAGCCUCCUGCGCCAUGAUAGCAGCAGCUGCAUACGACCCUGACGUCCUGUCUGUCCUCAUCUUCUUGGCUGUCGCCUUGAAUGGUUUUGGAGGAAUCUGCCUGACCUUCACUUCACUCACACUGCCAAACAUGUUUGGGAAUGUCAGAUCGACCAUACUCUCCCUGAUGAUUGGCUCCUACGCUUCUUCAGCUGUCACCUUCCCUGGGGUCAAGGUGAUUUAUGAUCUUGGCGUGUCCUUCCGAGUCAUCAUGUGGGUUUGGUCCGGUAUGGCCUGCAUUGUCUUCCUAAACUGCCUCCUGAACUGGCCAGCUGAAUCUUUCCCUGCACCUGAAGACAUCAGAUACACUAAAAGGGUGAGAAUGAGUGGGGUUGUGAUGGAAGACAGGAUGACUGGGGACAGGUAUAUCACCCAUGUGACCGUUAUGGAAGACACAGUGGGAUCCAAGCUGCCAGAAGCUGUACACGCCGACUCCCAAAGCACAGCCCAAGCCUCAGUGCCACUCUGUCAUUCUGUGUGCUCGCCCAUAUUCCUGUGGAGUCUUAUCACCAUGGCGAUGACACAGUUGAGGCUCAUCUUCUUCAUGGGUGCUAUGAAUAAGAUGCUGGAGUUCCUGGUCACCCAUGGCAACCCCAACCCCUCUGAGGAGCUACAGAAGGAGGUGGAAAAAAAGGUUGGUUUCUACUCAUCUAUCUUCGGUAUAAUGCAGCUGCUGUGUCUACUGACCUGUCCUUUGAUUGGCUACAUCAUGGACUGGAGGAUGAAGGACUGUGAAGAGGAAAUCCAAAAUCCAAACACACAAAUAGACAAUAGCCAAUUGGAUCCCCCAAAGAGAAACAGAAAGAUCCAGAAACUCACCAAUGCCAUGAGAGCUUUCAUCUUCACCAACCUCCUACUGGUCACCUUUGGCAUAAUAUCCCUGAUUGACAACUUGCCUUUACAGAUGGUGUCAUUCAUUCUCCAUACGAUAGUAAGAGGAUUUGCUCACUCCUGCUGUGGAGGUCUCUAUGCUGCUGUGUGGAUAUCCAGCCAACCACUUUGGGACACUGACAGGUAUGCAGUCAAUGAUCAGUGCUGCAUUUGCCUUGCUCCAACAACCACUGUUCAUAUUGAUGGUGGGACCCCUCAGGGGAGAUCCUUAUUGGAUCAAUGUGGGGCUUCUCAUCUUCUCCCUGGCUGGCUUCCUGUUGCCAGGCUACCUGUUCUAUCACCAGAGGAACCUGAUCAGGGCAAAGGCAGAACAUAAUAGGACAGCUGCCAGCCAAUCAGAGAAAGAAAAUGUUCCUCAAACCCAGUCAGGCAGUGGAAAUGUUAAGACCCGAGACAAUGGGCCUGCAGCUAAUAAACUCACACCAAAUGGGUAUACUGUUGAUUAGUUUAGAUGUAGUUUGUUAAUUUUGUGAGGAUGUAAAUCUAACUUCAUUAUGAAAACAGUAACACACACAAACCAAAGAAAGCUUCUAUUUUUAAGAAAUAACACUCAAAUUGCUCCAUAAGUGAGAAUAAGUGUUGUGGGUGAUGGACUGCUUGUUCAGAAGGUCUCCAGUCCCCACAGAACAUAAGAAGUAAAGGACCGUAGCCCUGGUUCUGUAUUUUUAUCCUCUUGCUUAAGUCUGUGGCUCGUGUUGAGUAAUUCAUCGCAAUAAAUGGCAAAAAUGCAAGCCAAGCAGGCAUACACAGUAAAGCAGAUGUACAAAUUAAAGUAUGUGUACACAUGAAUGUGUUAGUUAUGAGCCUGUUUUGUUAUUUAAAAUAUUCUUAAAAAUGUGAAAAUGCUUUUAACAUUUACUUUAAUUACUGGUUAUUGUAGAAAGACAAUGUGCUAUUCCAAAAGAAUGAGACAGUUAUGAUCAUGAUAAAAAUAUUUAUCUUUAAAGGGACCUAUCGUACUCUACUGCCAUUUUAGCUCCUUUCACUCUUCUUUAAAGCCAACAUUAUUGUAAAAGAAAGUUUCAGCUGCAGGUGGGUGGGGCUUCCACAGCUGUGUGCUUGUGAUGAACAUAUUCGAUGCCCUCUCUGUGACAUCACGUAGGUUUAAGAGUUAAAAAAAAAAAAACUGUAGGAAAAAGGCAAGUGUUUAGAGCAGGCUGCAGUCCAAGUUUUUGUUUACAGAGAUUACUUGCAUAUACUUCAUUAUUUGAAAAACUGGCCACUGGAACAAUAAAUAUUACAGGAAAUAAAGAAAAGAAGACUAGGUCCACAGUCAAAUGAGUGAUUUCUCACUUUCAAAAGAAGCUAUCCUAUAGCUCAUCUCUUACAUAAUCAUGAAAAAUAUUUCAAAUAUAAAUUUGUCAAUAAUAAACAGCACUUUAGUUCAGAUACAGACUCAUCACUUUUGUUACCACAGCCUUAUUGGCUCUGGUAAAACUUUUGCCCUAGAAUGUAUAUCCUUGCACCACUUUGCUGACUUCAUGACUCUCUAAGUAAUUAAUGUCCUGUAAAGGUUAAAGGUUACCCGUUGAACUCAAAAACCACAGUCUUGUUUUAAGUUGUCAUGUAACAGGCACUGAAAUAUACAGUGACUAGCAUCACUUUACUUUCCCAGAGGCUGGGAAGUCAGUCUCACUGCAGAGAACAUUGUCUAAAUUAAGUUCCAGAGAAAUUAUUUAACAAACCAAAAAAUUUUCUGCUUUUAGUUUGUUUGUUUUUUUAAAUAUAUAAACUUUGGGGUAUGGCUGGCAGCACUGAAAAUUAGGUGAGAGUGAAAUACUUCUGCCCUACCAUCACCUACUGGACUAAAAUGAAGCCAUUUUUUGUGCAAAAUGUCAUCUGUCAGAUGACUUAUCUGUCUGUUCUUCAGGGGAAGCAACUUUGACCUGUGUGGAACAUCUAAAUGGAAAGGUUUUUCACACAAAAUCUGAUACUGACUAUGGAAUGGAGCAACCAUCAGUCACUUCAUGUGCAUGGAUGACACGGCCCUUUUCACUGUAUGCCAGGAGUGAGUGAGACAUUGAUCCACACCACCAGGACCUACAGCAAUGACAUCAGAAUGUCAUUCGGACUGGAGAAGUGGAGUCGGAUGUAACAAAGAGAGGGAAGGUAGUCAGAACUGAGGGCAUUGCGCUACCAGAAGGCAACAUUGCAGACACUGAGGAUAUCUGCAUUAUUGGCUGAGAGUAAGACAAAUCCUAAACAGUUGGCUAAAUGGGAAGGACAAGAUCCGGGCAAUCAACACCUACGCCCUGCUGGUCAUCAGAUACCCUGCUGGGAUAAUAAGCCACUGACAUCAAGAUAAAUGGCAAAUGAACUGGUUCUUGUAUAGAGCUUUUUUUUUUACUCUGCUUUGAGCACUCAAAGCACUUUAUAAAACAUGCCUCAUUCAUAUACAAGCACUUCUUUCUACACCUAAGUGCUUCUUAUUGAACAUUCAAACUCUGAUGGACGCAUCAGAGAGCAACUUGGAGUUCAGUAUCUUGCCCAUGAAUACUUUGGCAUGCAGACUGGAGUAGCUAGGGAUCAAACCAUCAACCUUCACUUAGCAGAUGGCCUGCUCUACAGCCACCCCUGACAAGAAAGCAGUGGCUAAGAUUUUACAACCAACUGCCCGUGGUUAAUGACAAAGAAAAUAACAUAUAAAGCCCAUUGCAAACAAAGAUAUUGUUGAAAUAUAAAUCACUUUUUGCAUUUAGACAUUCUUUGGGAAAAAUAUGUAAUUGCAGUGCCACCAGUUCUGCUUGAGUACCCCCGUUACUCAUCAGGUGUUUGCUGUGGAAUUGCAGGAUUCUCUCUGCAGCCAGAAUAACAAAAUAAAAUAAAGCAGUAAUAAUAAGAAUGAUAAUAUUAUAGUUCUUACACAAAUGAAUUAAACAAAUUUUCAGUUAGAUGACAUACAUACCCUGAAUGUAAAAUAUACACCUUGUCUUUGUGUACAUAUUCAGUGUCUUUAAAUACCCUGAAUGUAAAAUAUACACCUUGUCUCUGUGUACAUAUUAAGUGUCUUUAAUGCAAAAGUCACAAAGGUCCUCCUGGAGAAAGAAUGCAGUAAAUGUCUGCAUUAAUAUUAAUUUCCAAAGCCAACCUGCAACUGUUCAGUAAAACUGCAAAAAAUACUGCAGCUUCAGUAAUGUGGACAUGUGAUGCUGAUCAGAAAAAAGAGUUAUGAGUUAGCAGUUAGCAUAAUUACUGAGGUGAACAUUUAUCAUAAAUGAAAAAAGAAUCCAAAAACAAACAAAAAGAAACACCAUCAAAAAGAAAACAAGACAAAAAACAAAUUAUGGACAGUACCUGAUAAUGCUGAUGUCGAGUCAAACUGCUGCCACUGCACAUCCCUGUGA
Archocentrus centrarchus (flier cichlid) is the source of this 4795-nucleotide messenger RNA. It is a transcript of the gene slc43a1b, whose product is annotated as solute carrier family 43 member 1b. The transcript is spliced from 15 exons. Gene Ontology annotation, molecular function: neutral L-amino acid transmembrane transporter activity; L-amino acid transmembrane transporter activity. Bases 172 to 1767 code for a protein of 531 amino acids. Gene Ontology annotation, biological process: transmembrane transport; neutral amino acid transport. NCBI's taxonomy places the organism in Eukaryota, Metazoa, Chordata, Actinopteri, Cichliformes, Cichlidae. The record is from RefSeq and is a predicted model, not a curated record.